UCAUCAGUCAGACCGUAAUGAAACAUGGCGUCUCAAUUGCCUCGCGAUGGAUAUCGAAACCGAUGCUCUUGUGACAAAGGUGCCGUUUGACACGUCUUACGCUUGUGUGUUUCCCUGACCUGAGCGGACGACAGCAGCUAUUGUUAUUUUGUGGAUCGCUCGUGCUUCGCACCGGCCAGCUGCAUAGCGCAUAUUCUCGCUAAAAUUGAUGUGUCGGGGCGCGUCUGAGCAGCUGCGUUUGUUUUGGUGCGAACACCGGAGCGACAGGGAAAACGCCGAGCUACCUGGUUACGUAAGGACUUCAACGGCCGGAGCAUGGAAGAGAAAUCGCCCGCAGGAUCUCCGAACAGAGUGAGCGUGGAGAAGCAGAAGCGCAUUUUCAAGAUAAUCGUCAUCGGAGACACCAAUGUCGGAAAGACAUGUCUGACAUACCGUUUUUGUUGCGGAAAGUUUCCUGCCAAAACGGAGGCUACUAUUGGAGUCGACUUUCGCGAAAGGACAGUCGAAGUGGAUGGUGAACAGAUUAAGCUUCAGCUAUGGGACACAGCUGGCCAGGAGCGGUUUCGCAAAAGCAUGGUGCAGCACUACUACCGCAAUGUGCACGCUGUGGUGUUCGUCUAUGAUGUCACGAGAAUGGCAUCCUACCAGAGCCUGCCCCUAUGGGUCGAGGAAUGUGACGAGCACCAGCUCACCUCGGAGAUUCCCCGAAUCCUUGUUGGUAAUAAGUGCGAUUGCAAGGACAAGGCUGCGGUGAGCACCAACAUGGCUCAGAAGUUUGCUGAUAUGCACAACAUGCCACUCUUUGAGACUUCAGCCAUGGAUGAGAGUGAGUCAGAUCAUAUAGAGGCCAUCUUCAUGACCCUUGCCCACAAGCUAAAGAACAGCAAGCCCAUGAUGACGCCAUCACACUGGCAGGCCGAGGAGCGCUCCCGCUCUGUACUGCUACGUCAUGCCAAUGAUCGAUCGUAUUCAGAUUCUUCUUGCUCUUGUUGAGAUUUAGUUGUAUGUAUCGACGUUUCUCUAGCCCUUCUGCCUAUUGCAUACGCACAUAUAUAUCUGGUCCUUUUCUUCAUUUUGCUUGCACUGCAGUGCAUUAUGUGUGACCAGAUGCCAUUGUAAAGAUAUUAAUGUAUAGCGGUUUAUUGAUAGACAGGUUUGUAUUGCAACUUUUAAGGCGCAUUUUCUUUAGGCUUCGACAUACACUUUCUGUCAACAUCACUGUUUUGAACAUACAGAAAGUGAGGGGACUAGAGUGUGUCAAGCCAACCUGUGACCCAUAAGCGUAUUUUCACAAUGUAUGAAUAGCUAUACGCACAGCUGCUAGAUUGUGUGCAUCAUAUUGCGAUUUCAGGUGCUGUGAUGUCAUGCUCAGAUGUAGUGUAUUUACGUUGAUCUACAUGCUUUAGCUUUCAACUUGUAAGCAACUGCCGGUGAACACACACUCCAAUGAAGGACAAGCGUCACAUUAUUGGAAACAUAUUUAUCAAUACGCCUCGAUUCCCUUUUACCUGUGCACCAAAAAAAGAUGCACACACCGGACUAAAUGAAAACACUAUUUAUUCUUGUGGCUGUUAUUCCCUUCUUAAUCUUCAUCACGCAAUGGAGCUGGGAUAUCAUAAAAUACAUAGCUGCUUUCUCGUAGAGGUCUAGGAAAACUCGAGCAGCUAUCAUAGUAGAGCAUUUUUCGAAUGCCAUUUCUUGAAUGACUCAGCUAAGAUGAAUUCAUUCUAUGCAUAUGUUUUUUUUUAAUCAUGGCAGUAACAUUCCUUGUUGUGUCACUGUUUUCUCCUUUUAGACCACUACAAUGAUAAGGCUAUGCCAACUUGAUCUCUUAACUGUAGUCUGUGAAGAAUUCAGUGCAGACUGAAUCACUUCAACUGAGAAACUUCUUGGCUGCUGCUUUCUGAUGAUGUUUUUUACACUAUAAUGCUUAUGUUGAACACUAAAUAGAGAUAAUAUUUUGCAACCCUAUUUCGUGUAGUAGUAUAUAAAAAUAGGAAGUGCAAGCAGUGAUUUAAGUUGUGAAUAAGAUUUUUUUAGAGCACUGUGCCGUUCAGUAAUCUUGAUGCAACUUUUGGUGGCAGUGUUCAGCGGAUCUACGGUCUUUAUGCAGCUAUACACGAAGCUUAAUGCAGCCUUAGUUGCAAGUUAUUGAGGUGCUAAAGGCAAGUGACAAAUAUCUUAAAACGGAAGCUCAUGCUAACACUGUGGCAAGAACAGCAAGCAGGUGCUCUUGCAUGUGCUAAAAGCAUGUUUUCUGUGAAAUACAGUAAACUUCCCAAACCGGUGUUUUGUUCCUGGGAUCUGCCUAAUGAAGGUCUGCAAUGAUGAGCAGUGGUAUAAUAGUGUUCACUUUUCAUAAAAAAAAUUUUACUUGCUACGUUAUAAAAGACUACCUCAUUAGCUCUAUCAAGUAAGAAUUUAUACGAAAAAGUAUUGAUGGAAUUACCCCCAGCCUCACUUUUUUGCUACGUUUUUAUCAGUUGUCCUUAGCAUCUAAAAUUAUGUCCAUGGACUAUCCCUGUGAUUUUUUGCUUGUGUCAAUUUAUUGAUAGAAGACAAAUCAAAUGUGCCUGUUUGACUGACAAGGCAAUUUUCUGUGUGAAAAAUGUCACCUAAUGUUUAAUAAUUUUGACUCGCCACUUGGCCUUCCUGGAAGCCAAGUUUAGUGAAUGUUUAUUGUGGAGCAGAACACAUAAGGCAACAAUGAAAAGGUGAACAUCAAAUGUUACAAGUUCCCCAAGGGAUAAGUUGCUACUGAAUUGUGUCUGAUGCCAUAAAUUGUCGUUGGCAUUCUGUACUGCUACCACUUUUGUAAUCUGGGCUAAAGAAUGGAAGCAUUAGUUCCAGUUGCAUGAUGUCAAGGCCAGCAUGUGUUUUAAAGCUGCCUAAAAAAGAAAGAGAGAGAGAGAGAUGAACAGCAAGCAUUUUUUGCACUGUAACUUUCUUCACCAAUGUCUAUUGAUAGUUUUGUUUUUUUUUAGAAGAUUCUGCACUCAAAAAGAGCCCUUGCUGUUCAAGAAGUUGCUUUAUACUGUUGUGUGUACUGAUUUAUGUCAGUGCCUAUGUCAACAAAUAAAAGACUCUUAAACUUUUUGUUUUCA
Messenger RNA from Rhipicephalus microplus (southern cattle tick), 3104 nucleotides. RefSeq names its product putative Ras-related protein Rab-33. Gene Ontology annotation, molecular function: GTP binding; GTPase activity. NCBI's taxonomy places the organism in Eukaryota, Metazoa, Arthropoda, Arachnida, Ixodida, Ixodidae. Gene Ontology annotation, biological process: Rab protein signal transduction. The record is from RefSeq and is a predicted model, not a curated record.